AAUCCGUAAGCGGAUGUGGGUGUGUGGUGUUUGGGUGAGCUAAGUGACCGGCAGCCUGUUAGCCUGUUAGCAUGUGGAUAACCGGAGUCAGUGCGGGGAGUUGUGGGUAAAAUGCCGCGGGUUGUCGCCGAGGAGGAGCUGCGGACUCUCACGGAGUGUCAGUACAGUUAUCCAGCAGAGACUCUGUCUGAUCUUCAGAAGGUUCGUUCUCUUUUCUCUGAUCUUCGUCUCUACGUCGAUUUCUACUGUUUUCCAAACAAAGAGAAGAAGAGGCUGGUGUACUUGGCUGGGACUGUUCCUGUGAUCUAUGAAGGAAGUGAGUAUAAUAUCCCAGUGUGCAUCUGGCUUCAUGAGACCCACCCGGUGUCCCGCCCUCGCUGUUACGUCUGUCCAUCUGUCUCCAUGGUGAUCAACCCGUCCUGUCCCUGCGUGGACGCCUCCGGCAACAUCAGCCUAGACUCACUGAAAACCUGGACUCAUGGCGUGUCCAACCUAUCACUGCUUGUGUCAGAGAUAAGGAGGGUCUUCCAGAAGGACACGCCCCUUUACGCCAGGUCUGGAGUACAUGCCCCGCCUCCUGGAGGAAGCAUCCAGCAGCCCUCCUCCUCCUCCUCCUCCUCCUCCUCCCACCUGGCUGGACAGAAAGCCAGCCAAUGGGAGCAAAGGGUGGGGAGGUCGUACACUGAGGAACUGGUGGGGAUCGACUUCAGUGCUCCUCCUCCUUCAUCUUCACUCUCCUACAACCCCUUCCUUACCACUUCCUCCUCCUCCUCAGGUAUCCCCCCUGUAGACCCUGUCAGCACACUGAUGGGAGCCCUGAGGUUGGACAGAGAGUCCAGCAGAGACCAGCAGGGACAUUCCCUGGUACAGAAACACACAGCAGGUUCUGUGGUCCUGGUUCCGGGUUCAGAUCCAGCAGCUGGACCCCAAAAAUUCCUUGGUACUGAGAAACUUCAGUCAGAACCAGCAGCUGGACUGGACCUCAUCAAGAUGGCUUCCGGUCUUUCUCGGGACCGGGCGGCCAUCUAUCUGUCUCUGAUGACCCUGGAGGGGCAGAGCUUCAGCCCUGGUGAUGUCAUGGAGGCAGUCCAACUUAACCGAGAUUUCCCAUCAGCCCUCAAGUUCCUGACCCACAGCUGUCCCAUCUGCCAGGACCAGGUCUCUUUCAGCAAGAUCAUCACAAUGACUCACUGCUCCUGCUUCCUGUGUCAGACAUGUUUUAAGACGUUUUUCUCAGCGGCUAUUAAAGAGAAGAGCAUUGAUCAGCUGGUCUGUCCUCAGUGUGGCAGACCUGAGGUCAGAGGUCAGGGAGGAAUGGAGGAGUCCAUGGAUUACUUCAACUUGCUGGACACACAGAUCCGUCACUACCUGCCUCCUCAGAUCCAUGAACUGUUCCAGAGGAAACUCAGAGACCGAGCUCUGCAGGAGAUGCCAAACUUCCGCUGGUGUGCUCAUUGUUCGUUCGGUGUGCUGCAUGAAGCUGACAGGUUGAGGAUGGACUGUCCCAGCUGUAAGAAGAGUACCUGCUGCCAGUGCAGAUCACCUUGGUCCCCUCAACAUCAGGGACUCUCCUGUGACCAGUUCAGAGUCUGGCAGCAACAGAAUCAGCCAGACCACAACAGCACCUCCACCCUGCUCAGCUACAACAGCAUUGAGUGUCCCCGGUGUCAGUGUGUGUUCAGUCUGUCUAAGGGAGGCUGUCUCCACUUCACCUGCAGUCAGUGUCAGCACCAGUUCUGUGGAGGCUGCAGUCAGACCUUCACCCCUGGAUCUGCCUGUGGUUUCUCUGCUGACUGUGGAACUAAAGGUCUCCACGCCCACCACCCCAGAGAUUGCCUGUACCACCUGAGAGACUGGAGUGUUCCCCGCCUACAACUGCUGCUACAGUAUUGCAGAGUGUCUCCUACCUGGUCGGAACCGGCCAGUAGCGGCUCAGCUGACUCCCGUCAGACAGGAGUGUGUUUGGUUCUGGAGCUGAGAGACGAUGGCAGCAGACGGGAGGAGCCAUGUGGACGACCUGCUCUACCUGAAUACAGAGGAUACUGCCAGUUGCACUAUAAGGAGCGUUUGGUGGAGCUGAUAAACCGUUACCGUGCCGACCCGGCCGUCCUCUUCAGCCCAGCAGAGAUGGUGGCGGAGCUGCAGCGCUGGAACAUCACCAUACCGACUAGGAAACCAGAUGAACCAGAGCCGCUGUACGCACACCGCCUCCGCAUGACUCUGACCAAUAGCGUUCCUCUCAGGAAGCAGCGACGCUCUCCACUCAAACUCAACAAUGACCUCUGCCCUCUGACCUCAGCUGUGGCUCCUGGAGCUCCGCCUCCCCACCUGCUGUUGAGCGACUGACUCUGCCAACUCCAUACAUGGCAGCCAUCGUAGUAACCAAUAAUUUUCAUGUCCAAGGUGGACGUGUUGCAGACACUGUACUUCUGACCACACCCCCUACCUGUGAUGUCACAACAGGUGAACAUCUGCUGUGACAUCACUGAAAUGGGCAUGGUCAGUCGGUUUCCAAGCCGAUGAAAACUAACAGACUAAAAUAAAAGUUCUCACCUGUCUAAAUCCCAGUGACAUCAUCAGUGAGCCAUUGGCUCAGUCGUUGCCGUGGAAACAGCCAUUGAAUCAAACAGACUUCAGGAGAAGAAAGAAAAGGGACCAAACAAGGAGCAAGCAGCCAAUCAGUCAGACUGAUACCCACCCUAACAAGCUGAAUGUUAACGAGCUAACAAUGCUAACAAGCUCAGUAUUUAAGUAUCCAGUGUCAGUGUUAGCAUGUGUUAGCAUGUAUGGAACCCUCUGCUUUAGUUUCUUUUUGCACUUGAACAGUUUGAAUAAAUAUAUUCAAUAAAUAAUAUCUCAAUAUUUUAA
Dicentrarchus labrax (European seabass) is the source of this 2868-nucleotide messenger RNA. RefSeq names its product E3 ubiquitin-protein ligase RNF31. Gene Ontology annotation, cellular component: LUBAC complex. The coding region runs from base 112 to 2346 and encodes 744 amino acids. NCBI's taxonomy places the organism in Eukaryota, Metazoa, Chordata, Actinopteri, Moronidae. The transcript is spliced from 19 exons. Gene Ontology annotation, molecular function: K48-linked polyubiquitin modification-dependent protein binding; ubiquitin protein ligase activity; K63-linked polyubiquitin modification-dependent protein binding. Gene Ontology annotation, biological process: protein transport; protein linear polyubiquitination. The record is from RefSeq and is a predicted model, not a curated record.